AUGGAGGAUAGCUUUUUUGAUCAUAUCGAAAUUGUGAAUCCAAUCAUAAAUACACAAAAUUCAAAUGCUUAAUGUGUUCGGAGAUGUUUAGAUUAACAAUUUCAAUCUUGUAUCUAGAAAGUACAACAAAAUAUUUCAUCUCUCAAAAGAUAAGAGUCAUUUCAUACAUCAAGUUUUUUCAUUUAAAAUAUCAUUCAUUAGCCUAAACUAAAUCCAAAAUAAUUAGAUAAAUCAAGUAAUAUAUAUCUAAGAUUAGAGUCAUUUAUAAAUGCAUUGAAAAUUCUGAAAAAAAAUAAUGAUUCCUAUUAGUCUAAUUUAAGAUAAAAAACACUCACUUCUUACUAAACAUCAGAUUUAGUGUAAUUACUUAAAUGUAGAAGUGGUAAUAAGAAUUCUGCAAAUUGUCAAACUUAAAUCUAUAAAAAGUAACAGAUUUAAGCAAAAUAAUUAUAAUAAAUAAAACAAUAAUUAAAUGAAUUUAAUAUUCGAAAAAGUAAUUCAGCAUACAUUCAAGCUAUAUUUAAAUGA
This is a messenger RNA of Paramecium primaurelia, 528 nucleotides long. Lineage: Eukaryota; Ciliophora; Oligohymenophorea; Peniculida; Parameciidae. The record is from the annotation of a GenBank genome assembly.